AUGCCAACCUCAAUUGCGAAACACGAAAAACAAAUGUCUGCUUCUAACUCUACUACUACUUUUAAAUUAAACACGGGGGCUACCAUCUCGGCCGUCGGUCUAGGUACAUGGCAAAGUACCAACGAGAAUGAAGGUUACGAAGCCGUCAUUGCUGCCUUGAAAGCCGGUUACAGACACAUUGAUACUGCUGCUAUUUACGGUAACGAAGGUCAAGUCGGUAAGGCCAUCAAUGAUUCUGGUGUUCCAAGAGAGGAAAUCUUCGUUACUACCAAGUUGUGGUCUACACAACAUCACGAUCCUGCUGCUGGGUUGAACGACUCUUUGAAAAGAUUAGGGUUGGAUUACGUCGAUUUAUAUUUGAUGCAUUGGCCGGUCACUUUGAACCCAAGAAGUAUUAAAGAUGGUAACUUCUUAUCUAUCCCAUUGCUACCAGAUGGUAAGCGUGAUGUGGAGAUUGAUACAUGGGAUUAUGUGAAGACCUGGGAAUUGAUGCAAGAAUUACCUAAGACUGGGAAGACAAGAGCUGUUGGUGUCUCCAACUUCUCCAUCAAUAACUUGAAAAAAGUGUUGAGUUCUCCAGGCAACAAAGUGGUUCCAGCAGUUAACCAAGUUGAAAUCCACCCAUUGUUACCACAAGAAGAAUUAUUAGAAUGGUGUCAUUCAAAGGGUAUUUUAUUGGAAGCUUACUCUCCAUUGGGUAGCACUAAUGCCCCAAUCUUAACGGAACCAGUCUUAAUUAACCUUGCCAAGAAACACGGUGUUCAAACCGCUCAAAUUGUUAUCAGCUGGCACGUUCAAAGAGGGUACAUCGUCUUACCUAAAUCAGUGCAUGCUGAAAGAAUCCAAGCCAAUUUCAAGACAUUGAAAUUGUCAGACGAGGAAAUGAGGGAAAUCAAUAACAUCUCUAAGGAGAAGGGUGAGAGAAGAAUUGUACAACCACAUUGGGAACCAUUUGUCCCAUUUGUGUAA
Messenger RNA from Naumovozyma castellii, 969 nucleotides. It is a transcript of the gene GCY1, whose product is annotated as glycerol 2-dehydrogenase (NADP(+)) GCY1. The coding region runs from base 1 to 969 and encodes 322 amino acids. The transcript has a single exon. Lineage: Eukaryota; Fungi; Ascomycota; Saccharomycetes; Saccharomycetales; Saccharomycetaceae. The record is from RefSeq and is a predicted model, not a curated record.